Messenger RNA from Glycine soja, 978 nucleotides. RefSeq names its product receptor-like protein EIX1. The record is from RefSeq and is a predicted model, not a curated record. Bases 1 to 978 code for a protein of 325 amino acids. Lineage: Eukaryota; Viridiplantae; Streptophyta; Magnoliopsida; Fabales; Fabaceae. The transcript has a single exon. Gene Ontology annotation, molecular function: protein binding.
AUGCUUACAAUCUUGCAACAUCUAGAUCUGAGUGGAAAUUCUCUUCUUGGAGAAAUCCCUUCUGAAGUAGGGAAGCUUACAGCCUUACGAUAUCUAGAUCUAAGUUAUAAUGUGGCUAUUCAUGGAGAGAUCCCUUAUCACUUUAAGAAUCUCUCACAACUGCAAUAUCUUUGUCUUAGAGGACUUAAUCUUUCCGGACCAAUACCUUUGCGGGUUGGGAAUCUUCCUAUCUUGCAUACUCUUAGACUUGAAGGCAAUUUUGAUCUUAAAAUUAACGAUGCAAAGUGGCUAUCUUCUCUCUCUUUUUUAACAACUCUUGACCUGACAUCAUUGCAUAAUCUUGGCUCCUCUCGUUACUGGCAACAAAUGAUCGGUGAGCUUAUAACAAACUUGAGAGAGUUGAGUCUAGUUGAUUGUAAUCUCACUGAUGAAAGUGUUGUGCUAUCUGCUUCCAUUCAAAAUUCUUCAUCUCCUCUUGUGACCCUUAACCUUAAUGAUAACUCGUUAGAAGGUCCAAUACCUAAUCUUUCAAAUUUUACAUCUUUGAGGACAUUACAUCUUUCCAAUAAUGGGUUGCUACAUGAGUUGGAGUCUCUUCACCUACAGGAUAAUUACUUGGAGGGUGAUAUCAAUGAAUGGCAUCUCAACAAUUUGUCCAAAUUGGAGGAGUUAGACUUAACAGACAACUCGUUGUCUCUAAAGUUUGGUACUACAUGGGUUCCACCUUUCCAAUUAUAUAAUUUGGGACUAGCUUCUUGCAAGUUGGGUCCUAGUUUCCCAAGUUGGCUCCAAACUCAAAGUCACUUGGGCUUUCUAGAUAUCUCUGAUUCUGGGAUUGAUGACUUUGUGCCAGACUGGUUUUGGAACAAGUUACAGUCUAUAAGUUUGAUGAAUAUGUCUUACAACAGUCUCAAAGGUACAAUUCCGAAUUUCCCGAUCAAGCUUACUGAUGACUAUAAACUUAUAAUUCAAAAGUAA